This is a messenger RNA of Passer domesticus (house sparrow), 1665 nucleotides long. It is a transcript of the gene MAB21L4, whose product is annotated as mab-21 like 4. Bases 1 to 1665 code for a protein of 554 amino acids. Lineage: Eukaryota; Metazoa; Chordata; Aves; Passeriformes; Passeridae. The transcript has 7 exons. The record is from RefSeq and is a predicted model, not a curated record.
AUGGCGGGGGCGGGGCAGGGCGGGGCGGGGCGGGGCAGGACGCCCACGGAGGGGCACGGGAGGGCGGUGGCGGUGGCUGUGGCGGUGGCUGUGGCUGUGGCUGCCCGGAGCCGGGCGCUGGGAGCGGUCCCGCAGCGCGGAGCGGAGCGCACCAGAGGCCCCUCAGCUCUGAGGCGCUCCGAGCGCCCUCACCCUGCCGGCCACGCCCCCGCGCCUCAUUUGCAUAGCCGGGUGGUCCCCACGCUCGUGUCGGGUCCCCUGCUGCCACGGAGCCUCCCCCUCUUCCCCAUUCCCCUCCCUGCUCUGACCAAGGCAGAAUGGGUUUGCAGGAAGGCCUGGGAGGGCUGCAGAGCUGCCAUGGAAGCCAGCGCUUCCCUCUGGCACAGCUACCUGGGGGUGAUCGUGUCCCGCGAGAGGCAGCGCGUGGAGCACUUCCAGCGGGCCGAGGACAUCCUGCUCACCCUGCUGGAGAGCGUCCACGCCAGGGAUCCCCGCUUCCUCGUGGACUACGCCCGGAACCUGGAAGCCUUCGAGUUCGCUCUCUGUGCCUCUGAGGACGCUGUCACCCUGGAGGUGCCCCUGCGCAUUGACGGCGAUACCCUGCGUGUGCUGGCGUGCCCGAGCGGGGACAGCCCGGGCCGGCAUCCUUCGGAGCUCAGCACCUGCUGCCUGCAAGUGCUCUCUCCAGGGACUGACGUGGAGGACUGGACUGGUGUUGUGGACGUGAUGGAGCACGGAGGGGGUGCGGGGUGCCUGCUUCCAGGCAAAAUCCUCCAGCACCUGAAAGAGCUCCUUGUUUCAGCCAUCGUGCACUGCCAACGCCUCUUCCUGCUCCAGCCAGGUGACAUCAGCGCUGAGAACCUGCGGGAAGAUGCCAUGGAGCUCUCCCUGCUGAUCCGCGGCAGCUGGAAGGCCAUUCGCUUUGACAUCGUUCCUGUGCUGAGGAGGCAGCAGGAGCCGCUGCAGCUCCGGAGGCGGCAGGAAUGCAGGGGCUUCCCCGAAGGCAGCCUCAGGAGGGCCACAGAGCAGGCUCACUUUGUCCCUGCCUCUCCCCACUGCUGGAGAUCCUCCAGCCACCUUCCCAUCCUGAAGCUGCUCCGAGGAGUGGACACCCUGAAGGGGCCCCGUCUGGACAGCCUUCGCCUGCUGGACCAGCUCCGUGACCAGGACUGGGGAGGGCAGGCUGGCAAGGGCACUCUCACUUUCCAGCACCUCAAGAUGGUGUUGCUGUGGAGCACGGAGCUCUUCCCCUCCCCGGAGGACUGGCAGGACCUGGAGGGCUCUGUCUACAGGCUCUUGGUGGUCCUUCUCCGCUGCCUGGCCACCCAGCACCUGCCCCACUUCCUGAACCCAGAGGAAAACCUCUUCCAAGGAGCUGCCCCAGACCUUGCCUCCCUCUACCAUAAAGUGGAGAGCUUUGCCUGGGACCCCCAGCGCUUCCUCCGCUUCCAUUUUGGCCUCCACGGGUUCAGUGGCAGCUGCCAGGCAGACAAGGAGACCCGAGCCCUGCUGCAGCUCCCCAAGGAUGGGUCCUGCUGGGACACAGCCUACUUUGACGUGCUGCUCAACCAGUUUCAGGUGUACCGGAUCCAGGACAGCGCGCGCCGCUCUGCAGCGUCCCAGCUCCUCUCCAGGAUCCGCCAAGAAAUCCCUCAGCAGAGCUGA